Molecule: messenger RNA, 336 nt
Organism: Anthostomella pinea
Lineage: Eukaryota; Fungi; Ascomycota; Sordariomycetes; Xylariales; Xylariaceae
Source: the annotation of a GenBank genome assembly
AUGAAGCACCUCGCAGCUUACCUCCUCCUCACCCUGGGCGGCAACGAGUCCCCCUCGGCCAAGGACAUCAAGUCCGUCCUCGAGUCCGUCGGUAUCGAGGCCGACAGCGACCGCCUGAACAAGCUGCUCUCUGAGCUCAAGGGCAAGGACGUCAACCAGCUCAUCUCCGAGGGUUCCUCCAAGCUUGCCUCCGUUCCCAGCGGUGGUGCUGGUGGCGCCCCUGCUGCCGGUGGUGCUGCUGCUUCCGGCGGCGGUGCCGAGCCGGCUGCCGAGGAGAAGAAGGAGGAGGAGAAGGAAGAGUCCGACGACGACAUGGGCUUCGGUCUUUUCGACUAA